AUCAUUUGUACUGUCUUUUCAGGUGACAGAAUGCAGGUUCCCAAUCUAAUAUUUAAUUUUUUGAGGACCAUGACCGUCCUCUUCCCCCCCUCCCAUUCUCGGCCACGUCCCGCCGUUCCAGAACACAUAACAGAGAAGACGAUUCUGGAGCGUCAGAGUUGUAAAAUGAGAAACGGGGGACCCGGAAUAUGCACUCCUAUUAUGGACUGUCCUACCGUCAUGAAGAAUUACCGGAUCAAGAGGCCCAUCAUCUGCGAUUGGGGCGGGGGAAAUGAAAACCCGCAGACCCAUCUCGUCUGUUGUCCGACUCUCACAGUGAAGGAGAGCAGUUCAACGUUGCAAGAGGUGGAGGUGCCGCUGGUAAACUUGGCAUCCUGUAGUACAGCCUACUCCCAAAUGGCUGGGGCAGUCGUGAAAAUUCCCGAUGGAAUUAAGGACUCAAUGCUGUGCGCCGGGGAAAAGGGCAAGGACUCCUGCCAGGGUGAUUCGGGAGGAGCUCUGCUGUACGAAGACCCCAAGAGCAGCAGGUUCAUGGUUGUGGGGAUAUCUUCCUUCGGGUAUGGCUGCGGGGUUGAUGGAUUCCCCGGAAUCUACACCAAAGUCGCUCCAUUCCAAACAUGGAUUAAUAGGAUUGUGUUCCAAAGAUGAUCCGUCCAGUUCGUCUACUUCAU
Messenger RNA from Darwinula stevensoni, 671 nucleotides. Lineage: Eukaryota; Metazoa; Arthropoda; Ostracoda; Podocopida; Darwinulidae. The record is from the annotation of a GenBank genome assembly.